UGCGUUAGCAUUGACUUAUAAGAAAAGCAUUGGCACACAUCCAACGGACACAACGGCUUUGACUUAUUAUCUCUCUCGCUUCGCUGAGAUUGGUUACACCGAAUUCACGCAAUUCGUAGGCAUCACGUGUUCUUAAUACCAUAAAUAUCAUUCGCUUACGUAGAAGAUAAAUUCAUAUGCGAAGAUUCUGCUUGUCGUAUUCGUGGAAAAGAGUCAAAAGUCCAAUCCGUCACCGAGACGAAGGCAUUUCGUCAACAAAUGUUUGAAUACAUUAUCUCGUCUGCGAAACAGUGGGUGAUAUUUGUGCUCUGAAUGCAUUCAAAUUUGCUUCGGAUCCAUCAUAAAGAUAACAUUUAUAGAUUCUGAAUUAAUUCUGCCGUUGCAUAUCGCGGAAAAAACGAAAUAACGGCAUAUGUGGGAAUAACUGUUAAGUCAAUGUAUUUGCGUUGUAAUAAGGUGCUGUCUGGGUACAGUAUAACCUUCAGUUCGGUUGGCUGAACGUACCCGCUCAAAUGUCACACACUCAAAUCAUGUAUAGUACACACAUACUGUUGUUCGUCGGCGGAGUACAUAGAACAAAAGAGAAGAAGAGAAAGAGAGAAAUAGAAGAACAUAAUAUGCGCUUUAAAAAACAAAACAAAAUUCGCUUCGGACGACAAUGACAACUUCCAAUAAGUUUCUUUUACAAACUCCAAAAUGACGAUCGAUAAAUUGUUACGGUGGCGGAAAUUUUGAUUAAAUUUAAUGUGUGUGCGAUUCAUUUGUGGAAUUGUGUCGAUUUGUUCACAUUUUCGUUAUUUUUUCCUUUCGAAACAAGCCGACCAGAGAAAAAAUCAUUGUUCCACAUAAAUGUUGAAAUUGACUGUGGGAGACAAUAGUGCGUCGGAAUACUGUGUUAUGCCUAUUCGCAGCUCAUGUUUCGUGUGUAAAGUGUGAAUUAGAUUUUGUUUAUGAGACUGUUGGUUGAGGUGUCGUAAGAAGUGCAAAAUAAAGCAGAGAAGAAGGAGAAAGAACUGUGUUAAUGAUUGCGGCAAGAUAAUGACAAUUUAGCGGAUGCUUAGCUUGAUGUUCAUCGAGCCUUGUGUCUAUGCUUGAAUUAGAAGUGACAGUGUGAAAUUAGCUCGAUUUUGUUUCCGGCUCUUUGGCGACAGUGAAACAGAAAAAAUAAAAUAAAAGAAGAAUCAUUUCGACCAACAACGAAUACAACCAUUCAUUUAUAUAUACGGUGCGUUGCGUUCAAUUUAUUAUCCUAGUUGCCUUUGUGACAGAUUGUUUCAUAUAAAAUAUCCAUGUAUUCUUUUUUUUAUGAGUGGCUCUCCAGCUCAUUUGCAUAAAGAUUUCUGUUUUCAUGACGCCUCUUUGAUUCGGUUACAUUGAUUUUUGGAUAGAGACUUUUUGGUCUUGAGUGCAUUUACGUGCUGCUGCCACCAAACAUGUACACACAAGUGUAACAGUGUGACUAGCCAGUGUGUGUUAGUAUUUACUUGGGUCUUUGUACUUUGAGUGUAGGAAAAUCCAGACUUUCGUGAGCAACUACGUGCAUGGAAAAUAAUGCUGUGCAUGUGUGUGUGUGUGCGUGUGUUUACGUGCGGGAGUCGUUGGGAAUAUAGUAAUAAGCGCUACACUAAAAUCGAUUCCAGAAUACAAUCCGCACGCAAAAUAGCAUUUUUUCCACUCAUUCAAAGAAGGUGGUAUUUUUCUGGGCAAUUAUUUUCAUCGUCAAUAAAUCAAUUGACCGAAACCGUUCACCAAAAUUCAACAGACGAAAUUUGAUUUUCAACAAAAGAAAAAACAUAUUUCAUUUUCUGCUCUCUACUCUCCCUGCGCUCAGUCUGUAGCCGAUGCUGCUGCUACUACUGCCGCAUGUCUUCACUCUCGGCAAAAUUAAGUGACAGUGUGAGCCAAGAAUUGCGAAACACACGCAACUGUAUCUAUACGCUGCGCGUUACAAUAUGUUAAGAUAUAUAGGCUAUAGACACACCGAAAUGGAAAACGACACAGCAAACGAGAUAGAAAAAAAAACAAACGCUUUUCGUUACCAAAUGCUCACCUCGUAACGUUUCAUAUGCACAGCUAUAAAUAGACAGUGUUAAUUCGCUUUAAUAUUUAAUUGUCUUUCUGUUCUAACAUCAAAUAUCACAUAAGAAGUGCAGAAUUUGUUGAAAUCGAGUGGGAGAAAUCAACUGGAACGAGGAUUCAAUCAACUACGCAGUAUCGAUUCUAAAGCAAUGUGAAAUCUUGUAAUCAAAUGAAAGAACCUGAGUUCUUAGCAUUUUUUCAGUCGUCUUGAUUCAGGAUUGCUCGAUAUAUGGUUGGUUAUUCUGGCAACAAUCACAAUUAUGUCUGAAUCUAGUUUGAAACCGUUUCAUCUGAAGCAACCCGAUGGUGACGAAGUCGAGCGAUCAAUUGAGUUUUUGGACAAAGUGUUGUCGGAGUUUGAAGAUCCGGACUCUUUGCCGCACAUCGAACAACAUGAACCGGAAACGCCGACACAAGGCAAUCAAUCCGAAGAUGAUGGAUACAUGAGUAUGAAUGGAAAAAAAGAAUUAAAAUUGCUUGAUAUAGAAAGUGACAACAAUUUGAAGAAUAAACGAUCCAUUGUUGAUGCAAAACUACGAAAUGAUUCUGCGGGCAGUAUCAAUGACUCGGAUUCACUUCCGUGUCAAACGACACUGCCCAAAGCUCGUCCAUUAAAUGUGAAUCCAUCCAAAUACGCCAGUCUUCCAGGCUCAACGCAAUCAAAGAAAACAGAGAAAAGCAAUGAUUUUGAUUUCCUAAUGAGGAACGGUCGAACCAAGCUCGGUAUUGACAUCAGCGCUGUUCAUGAUGCGGUAUUACGUGGCGUUGCCACCAAUUGCCAAUUCAUACCAGAAACAAUGGAAAAAGAACAUCCAGUCACCAUUUAUCCCGGCCGAGCAUCGCCAGUUAAAUCAAAAUCGGUAUCAACGCGAAAAGUAGUUCGUUCCGCUCACGAUUUGACGGACAAAAAGUUGAAAUUGCAUUUGAAUGACGAAUCUUCGGAUGGCGAUGAAGACGAAGAAGAAGGAGCAAUCACACAAGCUGAUAGCGCAUCAGAAGACUUCAAGCCAUUGAUGCAAACGGUUAGUUUGUCCAAUUUCGAUAAUCGUCAUAGUUUAAUUACAUCCGAGGAGGACUUCUCGGAUGAUUCCCUUGAGAAUGCGAGUGCAAACGCGAAUGAAACACCCGAACGUGAUACAUCUACACAAAUCAUCGAAAUCAAACUAGAGAGUAAAGAAGUUGCAGGUAGAGAAGAAGUAGAAGAAGAAGAAGAAGAACAAAGCGAGUUAUCGCCGCCAUCACCGCCAUCACCUGAGCCACCACAAAUGCCAGCAUUAACGUUACCCUUGAAAUGCAGCCCAGGAAUCGCAUGGGAAAUUAAAAUGGAUGACAAUAUAGCAAACGAUAUAAACAUGAAGUUACCGGCAAUACUUGCGAUUCCGCCGAAUUUUGCCGACUGUGAGAACAGUGUGGCGUCAACUCCGUGCAAUAGUAUUUUAAGUACAGACCAUUCGUAUUCAUCCGAUUGGCCUGACCCACCCGAAAACCCAAUUUGCAGCACAGAAGAUGAAGCCGGUUCGAUCAUCACUGAUUCGGAAGAUGUAAUCCCAAUGCAAAAAACCAUCAUUCCAAACGGUACGUAUGUGAUUCGCAAGGGACGCGACCGUAAACAAGUGUUUGAUAUACCGGAGUUUGUGCCAUCGCAUGAAGCGGGGAAAGAGUCCGAACUGGAAUCAAUGUUGGAAUCAAGCCAAGAAUUACUGAGCAUUGAGGAGGCCAAUGAUAUACCGCAGCCACCGAUAAACAUACCAAAGUACCGACACAGCAUCGAUUUGGCAUUACCAUCGAUGCAGAGCUCAAUUCAUUCCGCAAAACAUUCGGAUUACAGUUCGUUUUGGUCAAAGCCAAAUGACGGCAAAUUGACGCAUGCAAGCAGCUUAACACCAUCAAAACAGGAUUACUUGAAGGUGAACAAAGGUGGUUCAUCGAAUAAAAUUGAUGUGAAUGAUGAUUUGAAUGCACCACUUAUGCGUGUUGCUUCGCUACCAAUAAUUAAUGCUCCACCACCACCCAAUCAAGCUGAUUUGGUGUCUACGCCACGUCGAGACUUGGCUCCGCCGAUUGAAGAAGAUGAAGAACCAGACAGUGAAUCGCAAGGACAAGGUGCUCCGCUUCGUCAGAUAGAGAACACCAUUAGCGCUUUGCUUCGGGGAGAUAUACCUAUUGCUGUGCGAGUACCAGAUAUUCAACCACCGAGACGUCCACUCGGCUUCCGGGUCGGUGUGCAUAAAUCGGAAAGCGCCAAAGAAAUGCUGCUCUCACAACACGUGUUCGGUGCUUUGCCACCCUCACCACCAUCUUCUAGUGCGGAUGAGAUUGACGGUUUACCCCCAUUGCCACCAUUGCCAACGGAAAGCAACGCUGAUGUAUACGAAAACAAAAUUUGGCUCGAUUCGCACAGUUAUCGAUCGACUUCAUUAGGUAAAAAGUACGAGAAUCGAUAUUCGGCAGAUGCGCCUCCUGUUCCACCUCAUCGUUGUCCUUCAGCAGAUAAUACGCUUAAAACCAUGUCAAUGGACUCAAAAUGCUACAAAAGUUCGAACGUUUACAUGUCGCCACACACCACACACUCAACACAUUCGCAUGAUCGAAUGGCGUUAUCGAAUUCCAGGAAACGUAUGCCCGGCGCAUACAUCAAACAUACAACGCCAAGUCCGCAUGAAGAACGUCGUCUUCAAACAUCAUGUAGUCUUCCAGAAACUCCCAUUUUUGCUAGGGGGUGUGAUGUACCCCGAACGCCACAUCGACGAACACAAGAGACGCCCGCGUGUAGUGGUGGCAGUCGAACAGCACCUAGGCCUAUGAACAGUUUGAAUUCAUCAAUCGUUGGAAUAGCCGGAAGCACGCUGAAUGGUCGACAUCCACAACGAAAUAUAAACCAUGCGUUAUUAAGUAGUGAAAUGUUGCGAAUAGCUGGUGGACCGGCUCGUGGAUGGUAUCCAAAGCAACGGCAAAAUCGGCCCGUUUCAAAUGAAAAUUUGGAUCGUAUUCAUUGCGGUGGCCGUGCUUGGGACGUGGGCACAUCUAGUCGAAAACCUCUAACGUUGCCGCCAAAUUUGUCACCAAACUUCUUUAAGAAAUCACCAACUGAUGCUUUGCGACGAGUUACUAGUUUACUCAUUCGCAAAGGCGAAAAAGCAAAAGAAGAUAAAAAGGACAGGAACGCUCAAAUUCCAUCCGCUCAUCGAUCUUUUGAUGCAGGCGCAAUGGAAACACCGAAUACACACAAGAAGAAGGGAUUUUUCAAGAGUUUUUGGAAGAAAACUAAACAUUAUUCCAUCGAACAAUAAAAAUCGAUUGACCAAACUGGAUACUGGCCUAAGAGCAUAAAUCGACACACAUACAACAGAAAUACGGCAUACACGGACAAUGUUUACAUUUUCCAAUAUAUUUUAUUCCGUUUGUUUGAAAUCAUAUUCACACAAAUUCAAUUAGAAAGCGAAAGAAAAAUGUGUAUGGGAGAACUCUUUCUUAACGCGAAUGUUCACCCGAAUUGGAAAUACGAAUUAACAAAACCAAAUGACUGCAUUUUUUUUCGAAAUGAAACGUUUACUUAGAAAAACUAGUAGACACUUUUUUCCGACACACAGUAUUACAAAUUGAAGAAAAGAAAGAAAUGUUUUUUGCGCAAUUGCUCUUUUAAUUUGAAUUAGUCACAUCAAAAGUAUUAAGCAAGUGUGAUAUAAAAAAAAAUGCCAAUCGAUAAGGUUUUAUGGGCAAAUUGAUGAAUUUCAGUAGAGUAGACAACAAACAAUUCAUUUGUAUUAAACACACAAACACACACAAUUUUUCGAAUGAACAUCAUUAGAUAGACAUUUCAAAAAAGGGCCAUUUUCGAAAUACGCGUCUAUUUUACAUUAGAGACAUUAAAAUUUUAUGUUUUUCUUGGUUGUCGUAUUUAGAUAAGCACGAUGGAAACUAUGCCAUCAAGUAUUUUAUUAUAGAAGGAGAGAUAAUUUUUUUUCCUCAAUACAUCAAAUUUAUGUUGUACAAAGUGCUACUCGUACUCAUUUCAUCUCAUCUCAAGUCACGUUUCUAUCAGUGCAAAAACACACACACACACACACACUUUCGAUAAACGAGCACAUUAACGCAUUAGAAACUCAUCUUUGAAUAUAUGUACUAAGCAAAUCUGUGCACAUUUUUCUUUGUUUUUUUUUUUUUCUAAGUAAGGAUCACACAUUUACAGUGAGGCAUAUUGUUUUGUUUGUAGAGUUUUCUAUAUUGAAAUCAGAAAAGUGAAGAAUCUAGACCUACUUAUUAAAUUAUUACUAUACUAAAUAAGCAACUUAAAAAAAAGUAAAACCCAAGGAACACAAAAUCGUGAUUUGUUUGCAACUUUUGUAUGUGUAGAAAACAAAGUACCAUAAAAAAUUUCUAUGAAACUAACGUCGGUCAUAUUAUUUUUUAUUCCUCUAUUUAUUGUAUGUAUUUAUCGAUUUUUUUAACUAUUUGAGGAAUCAAUUCAAUUUAAGGCACAAUUUCGUUUUACUGAAAUUAACCACUAUAUUUGAGCCAUUUUUUUUUCAUAUAACCGUAAGAUUAAGUUUCAAUUUAUUUCAUUUUUUGGUUACCGUUUCAAUCUUUUCUAUUCUUAAAUCCAACCAACCAACCAAUCAUUCAUCCAUUCAUCAUACUAAGAAAUGCAAGUAGAUACGAACACACACACACACACACAAAAUCUUUUCACACACAAAAAUCUAAUCAAUAUUGAUAUUUAGAUUUGUGACAAAAUAGAUUAGAAUUUAAAAUUAUUGUAAUUUGGAUAUUGUACUCUGGCAAUAAAUUGAUUUUGAAUCUUGAA
This is a messenger RNA of Sitodiplosis mosellana (orange wheat blossom midge), 6883 nucleotides long. RefSeq lists its product as uncharacterized. The transcript is spliced from 16 exons. NCBI's taxonomy places the organism in Eukaryota, Metazoa, Arthropoda, Insecta, Diptera, Cecidomyiidae. Bases 2340 to 5369 code for a protein of 1009 amino acids. The record is from RefSeq and is a predicted model, not a curated record.